AAACGUUCCACGCUGUUGAACCAGUUUAUUCACGAAUUAUAAAAUUUAAUAAAUGCAUUUUAUUCAUACCGUAUAAUAUUAUUAUGGCGUGUUUUAAAUUGGUAAAAGUUUUAUUUUGUAUUAUCAUCGGUUUAAGCCACUCGACGUCGGGUUAUAAGCUGCCGAAAAAUGACGAGAAGUGUCCAGAAGUCAGGGCCAGGAGCAAUUGUGAUCUAGACGCAAUUAAAGGAACAUGGAACGUGAUUGAGUACUACGCGAGUUCGGAAGAGGUGGAGAUCUAUAGAUGCAUGAGGUCGACGUUCAAUCUAUCGCCGGACACGCCGGAGAUUUCCAUGGACUUUACGUACAGCUAUGCGGACGACCCGGACAAUGAGAUGCUUACCGGAAACAUCACGUGGAAUAUACCAAGUUUCGAACUUCCCGGUCAUUGGGUUCACAUGGAAACACCGUACGAAGGCGUUUACAACACGUUCGUGCUGGACUGUAAGGACACGUGGGCCGUACUUUUGCACUGCGCCGAGAAACCGUCCAGUCCGAGGUACCUGUCUAGCAUCCUGUUGUCUAGGAACAAGACGGUCCCGGUAAACGUGCGCAGUUACGUGCACGACAAAUUGCCCAAGUACGGUGUCCAACUUGAAUACACAUUCCCUAUGGUUCAGGACGAUUGCAGUCCUGCCGUCAUUCCGUUGUACUACGGUACGAAAAAGGUGGACAAAAAGAUCGGAAGUAACAUAUUCAAGCACCCUAUGUUGCACAACGAUCGGGGCAAUAAGCAGCAGGCCGAAAUCGAUACCAAUAACCAAUAAUAUAUUACUGAUACUAUAUAAAACUAUCGAUUUACUUAUCAACAUAUUUUGGUAAAAUUAAUGGUGAAUAAAACGUGAUCGAUGCGUUGUACACAAAAUUAUGUCUAGACAUUUGCAUGUUAUUUAAUUAUACUUAAAAACUUGCGUUU
Messenger RNA from Aphis gossypii (cotton aphid), 955 nucleotides. RefSeq lists its product as uncharacterized. Bases 84 to 806 code for a protein of 240 amino acids. The record is from RefSeq and is a predicted model, not a curated record. The transcript has 3 exons. Lineage: Eukaryota; Metazoa; Arthropoda; Insecta; Hemiptera; Aphididae.